AUGCUGCGGCGAAUUGGGGUUACGCACGUCGUAUCCCCAUUAUCGUCCUUUUUCUCUUCUGUUGCAAGUGCUCGACGUCUGCAGAUGACGGCCGUUUCUGCUUCGCAAGCGAGGGAGCACGCUGAUGCACCGGGAGCUGUGGAGAUGAAUUUCCUUCAGGCCAUUAAUUCCGCGCUCGACCUGGCGCUCUCCAAAGACGAAAAAACGGUUGUAUUUGGAGAAGAUGUUGCCUUUGGGGGUGUUUUUCGAUGCACACUCAAUCUGUCGAAGAAGUAUGGCUCACAGCGGGUGUUUGAUUCUCCACUGAGUGAGCAAGGGCUUGUGGGGUUUGCCAUUGGAAUGGCCUCUGCUGGGUGGAAGCCCAUAGCGGAGGUACAGUUUGCCGAUUACAUAUUUCCAGCUUUUGAUCAGAUUGUAAAUGAGGCGGCGAAGAUGCGGUUUCGCUCCGGUGGCCACUUUCACUGCGGGGGUCUCGUCAUCCGGUCACCGAGCUCUGCCGUCGGACAUGGGGGGCUUUACCAUUCGCAGAGUGUGGAGGGGUUUUUUAACCACUGCGCGGGCAUAAAGAUUGUAAUGCCAUCCACACCGUCGGACGCAAAGGGUUUGCUGCUGCAGUGUGUAGAAGAGGAGGACCCGUGCAUCUUUUUUGAACCCAAACGCCUUUAUCGCUCCAUGGUGGAGCCAGUGGACCCUGGAUAUUACACGAUUCCUCUCGGUAAGGGAAAAAUUCUGUGCGAGGGGAGGGAUGUAACGAUUGUUACGUAUGGCGCACAGGUGGGUGUGGCAAUGAAGGCCGCCGAGCGCGCCGCUCAGGAAGGCAUCUCGGUGGAACUCAUUGAUCUCCGCUCUUUAAAGCCGUGGGAUCGUGAAAUGGUGACACAGUCUGUACGGAAAACAGGUCGAGUAAUUGUGACUCAUGAGGCUCCCAAGACAAGCGGGAUUGGCUCGGAGAUUGUUUCUUGCAUCACACAGGAUUGUUUCCUCUCUUUGGAGGCUCCACCCAUGCGCGUUUGCUGUCUUGAUACUCCCCAUCCUCUGAACGAGCAACUGUACCUACCAAACGAACUAAAGGUUUACGAGGCCAUUAAAUUUAUUACGGGUUACUAA
Molecule: messenger RNA, 1107 nt
Organism: Trypanosoma cruzi
Lineage: Eukaryota; Euglenozoa; Kinetoplastea; Trypanosomatida; Trypanosomatidae
Product: 2-oxoisovalerate dehydrogenase beta subunit, mitochondrial precursor, putative
Exons: 1
Coding region: 1-1107 (368 amino acids)
Biological process (GO): branched-chain amino acid catabolic process; response to nutrient
Molecular function (GO): catalytic activity
Source: RefSeq, a predicted model, not a curated record